AGUUUUGGCCAAAUGGUAUGACAAAGAGCUGGUCUGAGAAACAGCAGGGGCUCUUCCCUGUAAGAGACAAGACUGGAUGUGUCAAAGGCUGGGUCAACCUUAAUGGAUGGACAAUGCAGCUCCUGGUGCUGUGCCUGCUCAGCGUCUGGGGGCUGGCUGCCCCGGAGCAGUACGCCGUGGAAGACAUCUGCACCGCCAAGCCCCGCGACAUCCCCGUGAACCCCAUCUGCAUCUAUCGCAACCCUGACAAGAAGCCCCAGGAGGGUGAGGGGCAAGAGCCAGCAAAGGACAAGCUCCCCGAGUCCACCAACCCCCGCGUCUGGGAGCUGUCAAAGGCCAACUCUCGGUUCGCUGUCAUCUUCUACAAGUACCUGGCUGACUCCAAGGACAGUGGGGAAAAUAUCUUCCUGUCACCCCUCAGCAUUUCCACAGCCUUCGCCAUGACCAAGCUCGGAGCCUGCGGCAGCACCCUCCAGCAGCUCAUGGAGGUCUUUCGAUUUGACACCAUCUCAGAGAAGACAUCGGAUCAGAUCCAUUUCUUCUUUGCCAAGCUGAACUGCCGCCUUUACAAGAAAGCAAACAAAUCCUCAGAGCUGGUAUCAGCCAACCGUCUCUUUGGGGAGAAAUCUUUGGUCUUCAAUGAGACUUACCAGAACAUCAGUGAAAUCGUUUAUGGAGCAAAACUCUGGCCCUUGAACUUCAAAGAGAAGCCAGAACUUUCCAGGCAGAUCAUUAAUGAGUGGGUGGCUAAUAAGACAGAGAAUCGCAUCACAGAAGUGAUCCCAGAAAGUGGUAUUGAUGAUCUCACUGUCUUGGUCCUGGUCAACACCAUUUACUUUAAGGGGCACUGGAAAUCGCAGUUCCCAGCUCCAAACACAAAACUGGAUAUAUUUCAUAAAGCCAAUGGUGAGACCUGCCAAGUCCCAACUAUGUACCAGGAGUCCAAAUUCCACUAUGCAUUCAUCCCCCAGGACAAAGUCCAGGUGCUGGAGCUGCCUUACAAAGGGGACGAUAUCACCAUGCUGCUGGUCCUGCCCAGUGCUGGGACGCCACUGGAGGAGGUGGAGCGAGACCUGACACUGGAGAAGCUGCAGAGCUGGAUAGAUUCCAUGAAGGAGAUGUCUCUCUUCGUCUACCUCCCUCGCUUCCGCGUCGAGGACAGCUUCAGUCUCAAGGAAAAGCUGAGGAAAAUGGGGCUGGAAGAUCUCUUCAGUCCAGAAAAUGCCAGACUCCCCGGUAUCAUUGCAGAGGGCCGCACAGACCUGUACGUGUCUGAGGCUUUCCACAAAGCCUUCCUUGAGGUGAAUGAAGAAGGCAGCGAGGCCUCAGCUGCUACAGCUGUCACCAUCUCUGGCCGUUCCUUCCCUAUGAACAGAAAAAUCUUCAAUGCCAACAGGCCCUUCCUGCUUUUCAUCCGGGAGGCUGCCCUCAACACCAUCAUCUUCAUGGGCAGGAUAGCUGAUCCUUGCUCCUGAAGGGGCUGGUAGAGCCUCACUUCUCCCUCCUCUCUUCGGGAAAAGGGAGGGGGGGUAUUGCCACAAAGUAUGGGCUGCUCCUGGGGAGGUUGGUCUUGCUGUUUGGUGCCAGCUGCAGGCAGGGACUGCAUCCAGCUGGCUGUCCCUGCUCCUCCCUGCCAUGUCAGGUGAGGGAGCUCAUAGCUCACCUCACUGUUCUGUCCUUUGUGGCAAGGAAAGCUGAAUUUCAUCUGGUACCAGUAUUUUUGUGGCCUUCCUGUGCCCAAUCCUCUGUAACUCUGAUCACUUGGUUCAUUAAAACCUAUAGAUCUGUAUGUAA
Messenger RNA from Motacilla alba alba, 1794 nucleotides. It is a transcript of the gene SERPINC1, whose product is annotated as serpin family C member 1. Gene Ontology annotation, biological process: regulation of blood coagulation. The transcript is spliced from 7 exons. Gene Ontology annotation, molecular function: serine-type endopeptidase inhibitor activity. The record is from RefSeq and is a predicted model, not a curated record. NCBI's taxonomy places the organism in Eukaryota, Metazoa, Chordata, Aves, Passeriformes, Motacillidae. The coding region runs from base 18 to 1475 and encodes 485 amino acids.